AUGCAACCAGCGCGGUCGUCCCUGGACGGCUUCUCCGCCUCCAACUCGGCAUCCAGACAACCGCCGCACACGCGCAUGCCAGCUAUGCCGCCCGCUUCCAACAUGCUCCCGCCCGCCCAGUCCACACUUCGCUUCCCCUCCCAUGCCCCGCCUCUUCAAGCCGCAGCUGGCAACGAGGCUUCCAUCGCGCCUUCAGAUGGUACCCGCAGAUCCUCGCAUGCCACACAAGCCGUUGUAGAACGCUCUCGUCAACCAUCCACAAGCAGCCCAGCUCAGUCUUCAUCUGCAUCCACCUCCAACUCCCAACACCGCUCAACGGCCCCUCACACCAGCAACAGAUCGAGCAGCAGCAGCAGCACCUCCCCUUCUGCCACCGGCGCCGCUCCAUCUGCAACGCCUUUGCCGCCUCCAUCCCCCAGCACCACACUCGGCAACUACCAGCUCGGCGAUUGCCUUGGACGUGGCGCCUUCGGUUCAGUCUACCGCGGCCUCAACUGGAUGAACGGAGAGACCGUCGCAGUCAAGCAGAUCCAGCUAGGCAACAUCCCCAAAUCAGAGCUCGGCGAGAUCAUGUCCGAGAUCGAUCUGCUCAAGAACCUCCACCACCCCAACAUCGUAAAGUACAAGGGCUCCGAGAAGACCAAAGAUUACCUCUACAUCAUCCUCGAGUACUGCGAAAACGGCUCGCUCCACCACAUCUGCAAGCGCUUCGGCAAGUUCCCAGAAGGCCUCGUCAGCGUCUACAUCUCCCAGGUCCUCCAGGGCCUCGUCUACCUCCACGACCAGGGUGUCAUCCACCGCGACAUCAAGGGCGCCAACAUCCUCACCACAAAGGACGGUUCCGUCAAGCUCGCCGACUUUGGCGUCGCCACAAAGACCGGCGCAAUGAGCGAGUACGCCGUCGUCGGCAGCCCCUACUGGAUGGCUCCCGAAGUCAUCGACCAGAGCGGCGCCACCACCGCCAGCGACAUUUGGAGCGUCGGCUGUGUCGUCGUCGAGCUUCUCGAGGGCAAGCCUCCUUACCACUUCCUCGCCCCUAUGCCCGCCCUCUUUCGCAUCGUCCAGGACGACUGUCCGCCCCUUCCAGAAAGCGCCUCGCCCGUCGUCAAGGACUUCCUCCUCCACUGCUUCCAGAAGGACGCGAACCUUCGCGUCUCCGCUCGCAAGCUCCUCCGCCAUCCCUGGAUGUCUAGUGCUCGCAAGCAGCUCGACCAGCUCAAGUCCGGAGGCUCGCUUCGCGUAGGCGCAGGUGGCACCUUCAACACCCCACACGAAGAAGCCGUCAAGAGCGUCCAGGAAUGGAAUCAGGCGCUCAAAGAGCCACCGAAACAAGCUGUCCAGCGCCUCCAGGACCCAGACACGGUUCGCGCUCCCAUCCAGCCAAGCCUGCGUAGGGUCAACGCCAUCGCUGCCGAGCUGGGCACAGCCAAGCCCCUGGCUCGCAAGACGCGCCAUCCAACUCGCCCCACCCUCCCACUUGACUUCAGCCCUCCGCCCUCCGUGCCUCGCAAGGACAUACGUCUCGACACUUCCUCCAGGCCGGCAUCCAGACUCAUCGACGCCGUCUCUCGCUCCCCAAACGCUGCCAACGACCCUGCAGUAACAGCGCACUCGCCACUGGUUGCGCUUGCUCCGAUGACCAGGCAGCCGUCUUCGCCCGGAAACGGUUCUGGAUUCCGCACUCCCCUCGCCGGCGCCACGCCCGCCACAUCCUUGAUGGAUCAACGUGUGAAGCUCGCCGAUCUUCAGCAGCCCGAGCGACCCGACGACAACUGGGACGACGACUUUGAAGAGGACAUCACCACGACCAAAAUCGCCGCUCUCGAAAAAACCAGUCUCCCCUCGCAGACACCCUCUUCGUCCUCCGCCAAGGCGGACUUCCGCCCCUCAAGUGAGGCCACCACGGCCGACUCUUUGGCAGCGGGAGGAUCAACUCGGCAUGCGGACCUGCCAGCCUCGCCAUCUCGUCCCUCGGCCAGCGAGGCCGACUUUGACCAGCGCACAAUCAGGCCCCUCUCGGGUCCCAUUCUGCGCUCGGUAUCAUCGUCUCCUCAAGUGCGAACGCUGAGUCAGAAACCGACGCCUCCCUCCACCACGCUCUCCAGCUUCUCGGCAGACGACGAGGAAGACUAUUCCGACCUCGUCGGAGACGGACAGGAGGAUCUCCUCAACAAGCGCAUUCGAGACUUGCAGAUGAAGAACAGCGCCGGCAAGCGCCUCUUUCAUCCCAACGACCUCGCUCGCCCCUCGACCUCCAAAGCAGCACCCAAGGUGUACAAUCUCGACACAGCCGAUCCCGCCUCUGCCUCGCCUUCUCGUGCCAUUGACCGCCGCAGACAGGCUUCGUCCGAGGCGCUCCGCAAUUCUCUCGGCGCAUCUGCUACCCGCCCUCCCUCGAACCCGAGCAGCCCCCAGGCGACACUCCGGCUCGAAAAGGACGAAAAGUGGAAGCAGAUGCGACGCACCCUGGGCAAGUACUCGGAGGAUCAAUCUGCCGAAGACUACUCGGACCUCUUCGGCAACGCAGAUGCACCAGGAAACGGCAAGGAGGAUGCCAAUGUCAGCGGAGGCAACACGCUCCAGCUCACCGCCCGCCUUUCCAACCGAUCCUGGCUGCGAGACGACGAAAACGACGAGGACGAUCCCUUCGCCGAGAUCGACGAGGGCUUCAACGCCGAGGCCGACAUGGAGGCCAACGUGGCUCGCGACCAGCACGCACGCAUGUGUGCCUUCGUCACCGAACUCGUCGAAUCGCUCGACCCGCGAACCGAGGUCGACGAGCUUCUCCAGGUGUGCGAGGACAUCGACCAGAUCCUCACCGACAUGCCAGAGAUGAAGGCGCAGCUGCUAUCGUCCCACGGUGCUCUCGCAUUGAUCCAGCUGCUGGAGGCUGCCGCAGACCGCGAAUUGGCCACGCGGCUGCUCGGCAUCCUCAACCUGAUCAUCUUUGAGGAUCCCGAAGCGCAGGAGAACCUCUGUCUGAUCGGUGCGAUUCCGGUGGUCAUGACGUUCACCACCAAAAAGUGGCCGCACGAUCUGCGCUUGGAGGCCGCGCACUUUGUGUUUGCCAUGUGCUCCACUUCGCGCCUCACGCUGCAGUUUGUGCUCAGCUGCCGCGGCCUGCGCACGCUCGUCGGGCUCAUCGACGAGGACUACCUCGAGCAGAAGGACUUGGUCUGGAUCGGCGUCGGCUGCGUCAGCAGUGUCUUGGAGCUGCAGAGCCCGGCUUCGCGCAACGACUUCUGCCGCAUGCUCGCACAGGAAGGCCUGCUGGAGCCGCUCUCGUCGGCUCUGCAGAGCGUCAUCGCGGAUGACGAGGAUGGCUACGCGUCCGAAGCACGCGCCGACAUCUUGCAGAUUCUGCUCAUCUACUCGCAGUCGGACAACUUCCUCAAGAAACAGGUUGCCACGCGCAGCGUGCUCCGGCGCAUCCUGCGGUCGGCGUCCAUGCUGGACUCGGAAGCGUUGACGCUGAUGCUCAAGGUGGUCAAGAACCUCUCCAUGUCGCCGAUGCUGCUGGACGAGAUGCAGAACGCCAACACGAUCGAGAUCCUGUCCAACAUCCUGGCGCAGCACCACAGCGGUCCGCACGGCACCGAGAUCUCGAACCAGGUGCUCAACACCAUGUACAACCUCUGUCGGCUCUCCAAGUCGCGCCAGGAGGAGGCGGCGCAGGCGGGCCUGCUGCGCGUGGCGCGCACCAACUCGCCCAUGCGCCAGUUUGCGCUGCCGAUCCUGUGCGACUUUGCGCACGCGGGCAAGGCGACGCGCAAGAUGUUCUGGCAGCACCGCGGACUGCACUUCUACCUCAAGCUGCUCGAGGAUCCGUACUGGCAAGUGUCGGCGCUCGAGAGCAUCCUCAUCUGGCUGCAGGACGAGACGGCGCGCGUGGACGAGGUGCUGGUGCAGCCGACGUCGGUGGAUGCGCUCCUCUGCGUCUUUGCCACGAGCAAGGCCAACUCGUUUGAGAACCUGCUCGAGCCGUUUGUCAAGGUGUGUCGACUGUCCGGUGGGAUUGUGACGUCGAUGGCGCGCAACACGCUGUUUGUCAAGCGGCUGCUGGAACGUCUGUCGCAUCCCAAGGCGGUGGUGCGGUUGAAUCUGCUCAGGCUCACCAAGAUGAUGUGCGAUCUUCGCGGCGAGGCGCGCUCGCCGCUGGUGGAGCAGCUGCACGUGUACGAGGCGGUGGAGAGGCUCAGUGUCAAGGACAAUGCGGUGCUGGUCAAGGAGCUGGCGCGUGAUAUCCUGAGCCAGCGCCACGCCGAGCGCGAGGUGGGCAGGACGGUGCGCCGCACUCUGUCGGACACGCACAUGGGCGAGGGCAAUCGCAGCCCGCCUGGCGUAGGCACGAACAGCCCUACCUCGGUCGCAGCGGCGUUGCCCGGCACGACAGCGCUGGGGCAGAUGGUCGGCAUGCGUGCAUCCGCACCGUACCGGCGCAAGAUUUCGAACGGCACCAGCGGCGAUGCUGCCACGAUCCACGAGCGCUCGAUCUCCACGUCGCUCGUUGAGACGUCGCCGUCGUCGUCGCGCAGUGCGGCCAUGCGCGGUCUAGUGACGCGGCUCGGGCAGCCUCGUCGUUCGGUGACGCCGAAUCGGGAGCUCAUGAGCGAGAGCCAGGCGAGCAGUUCGGGCAGCUUCUCGAGCCGCACGUCGCCGCUUAUGCCCAUGGACCCGCUGCCGCAGGGCGAAGUGGUGCGCCAACGCCAGCACUCGCAACCCCACUCCAUGGACCGCUCCGGCUCGACGCCCCCGGGUAGGGAGUUUGAGAAGAAGCUGCCGACUUUGUCGAUCGGGCAUGUGGGAAUGCGGGCGAUGAGCCCGCGCAUGCGCAGCAUCUCGAACGAGGUCAAGCUAGCGGCAGCCAAGGCGGCAGCGGUGGGCGAUUCUUACCAGCCGCAGCAGCGCUCGCCGCUCAUGCACGGAUCCGUCGACUCCGGUCCGAGGCGGGUCAAGCCCGAUCGCGACGAGGCCGAGAAUGGAGAACAGAUGGACAGAGAUAGAACUAUGCGACCGCCAUCGAGGAGACCCAUCCCGUCGCUGCCUCCUGCCCAUGGCUUCUCCUAG
Moesziomyces aphidis is the source of this 5067-nucleotide messenger RNA. The record is from the annotation of a GenBank genome assembly. Lineage: Eukaryota; Fungi; Basidiomycota; Ustilaginomycetes; Ustilaginales; Ustilaginaceae.